AUGACUGCCCUCGGUCACCAGACAUCCUUUGUAACUGGGAUCAUCAGAGGUAUACCCUGCUAUAAACCCUCAGAGGUGCCCCAGCACCCCCAGGCUGCAGCGGUGCCUGCUCCAUCACCUGCACCAGCGGCAGUGCCAUCCGCCCCUUGCCGGCCCAGGAAGAGGACCCAUGAGGAGGUUACCAACAGGGAAAGGGAGGAACCUGGGUCCCCCAGAAAGACAUUCAAGAGGCCUGGAAAGCAGUGGACAGAGCCAGCAAAGGUGACAAGGCUGGGACAUUGGGCUUCUUUCAUAACCCGCAUUAUCAGGGGAUUCAGGUGCCCCAGAGCCUUGGAAAUGGUCCACCCUCCCCAGCCCGUGGCUGUUCCAGUAUUAAUGCCGGCAUUCAUACCAGUGUUCAUGCCACUGGCCCCUCCCCAGCCCCAGAAGGGGCCCCACUCCCCAGAGGAUGACGGACCUCCAGCAAAGAGAAAGAAGAUCAGCGAUAUGGAGGGUCCUGCCACUGGUCAGGUGAGGCCAGUGGAAGCUGCGUUCCAUGGCAGCAGCAGCUCCCACCUCACUGCCAUCCAGAGCCACGCCACUCCACACCGACAUGGCCAACCGUCCGAUCCAUCAGACCAGAAAGAAUUGGGGCAGGAAGGGGAGACCGCCCCUGGAUCCGGCGACAAUGCUGCCAAGUAAUCUCC
Tachyglossus aculeatus (Australian echidna) is the source of this 686-nucleotide messenger RNA. RefSeq lists its product as uncharacterized. The coding region runs from base 1 to 681 and encodes 226 amino acids. The record is from RefSeq and is a predicted model, not a curated record. NCBI's taxonomy places the organism in Eukaryota, Metazoa, Chordata, Mammalia, Monotremata, Tachyglossidae. The transcript has a single exon.